ACUGAGUCGAUGUGCAGGGUAUGAGGUAAUUGAGGUAGAUAUGUGAAUGUAUGUAUGGAUAAAGUGACAAGACAACAGGAUAAUAAAAAUUGUAGUUUUCAUAAUUGGUCCUAAAUAUUUUUUACAUCUCAUAAAUAACUUAUGGCCUUUUCUUGCUGGCACAAUAUCAUUUUAAUCACUGUCCAAUGUUAUCUUAUUAUUCAACUAAUUAUUACAAUGUGUUGAAAUGCAAGCUUUUAUUUUGAAGGUUUCCUCAUUACCAUAUGGAAGUGGCAUCUUUGUUUGUGCUGCUGGCAGAAUUGAACUGUGCUGUUGCCUGAACAUAAAACCAUGGGAGAUCUAGGGCAGAAACAACAGAAACUGGAUACAUUUUUGAAGAAGAUUACUAGUCCAAGUAAUACUUCAAACAACCAACAACAAACUCCUGACCAAUCUCCAGGAGCUGAUGCCAAGGGUAAAUCCUCGGACAACCAGCCAGGAACAUCUCGCCAAUCUCAGGAUCCUCAUAUCAAGAAAGAAGCACAUGAUGAAAGCCAUUCUUUCCGAUACCGCUUCGGAUACCAACAACGCAGAGUUACAUGCCAUACUCAUGGAACGGUCCUGGAUGCACUGCGAACAAGCACGGAGUUCAAGAAUACGACAAAGAUAAGACAGGGGAUGGAAAUUGUCAUCCAAAGAGAGAAAGAACCACGGGCAGCUGUCAGUACACAUUUCCCCUGUCAUUUAAUUGAUAACAAUGAGCUACUGACAGUCAGCUUCAUCAGACUUCUAAACGGUGGUUCUUCAGAUACCCGGGGCCUUAACAAACAGAGUAACCCACCAAAAAUACAACCUGACAAGUUGAUGACUUUCUGUGUUGAAACUGAGGGUGGACAAAAUAUUAAAACGAAAGUAAUGAAAAACCCAGAGCUAAAGAAGAAAGUGAAGUAUGUUUGUGUGUACUGCUACAAAGGGGAAAAGGUGAAGCAAGCCUUGAGGAGAGAUGGGAGAUUUGAUAAAACCGUCUUGAAAACACGCUGUGUUCUUUCUGAGCCAGAGACCAGUGUCGACACAGAGAUGUCCCAGCCAGUUGAUGGUCUUGAUGGGAAAAGUCAUCAAGGUCGUAAAGGUGAAAUGUUGAUUGUGAAGGUGAAACGUAUCGGUCGUGUAUCUCAGCCACAACCAGAUAGUCUUGAGGAUUGGGACAACACACCAACUGAAGAGCUGUCCGUCCCCUCUGGUGUAACAUCGGAAGCAGCUCUCUCUCCUCAGAAUCCUACCACAACAGACACGGUUAAAACACAGUUGCAGUCAAAAGAGGCAGGAAAAGAUGGUAGUUAUCUGGUAGUGAAGCAAAAACGGCAAGAGAUUCCAAACUCUAAAGAGAUCCUAAACAUCCUGCGUUCCCAAUAUGCAGGUUUGGUAGAUCACUUGAAAGAGAGAGAGAAUUUGAAAAAGCCUUCAGACGUGCAACAAUUCUUAAGAGUAGAGUUUGGAAAGAAAACACAGAGCUUCCAAGAGGUGAAGAAAGUGAAGAGACUAAUGGAGCUGAGUGCUUCUGUUUGUCAGGUGAGAAUUGAAGGGAAUGCAAAAGGAACUGGCUUCCUUCUGUUUGAAAAGUUCAUCCUUACAAACGCCCAUGUUGUCCAUCAAAUCUAUGAGCCGAUAACUAACAAGCUGCAACAAUCGGUAACAGUCACGUUUGACUUUGAAGACCUGGAUGAGAGAACGCAGCAGAUACCAGUGCAAAGUGAGGUUGUAGCCUAUGGAAAAGUUGAUUCUGGGGAUCUUGACUUCGCUCUGCUGGAGCUUAGCUCAGAUCCUGACAUCACCUUGCCUUCAAGCUUGAUUGACACCUUCAGCUUUCCGUCUCUAAAGGGUGGAAUCUGCAUCAUCGGCCACCCCGAGGGUGGGGUGAAACAGAAAGACCCCUGCUUUAUCAUUCAACAUGGAGAUCGUAAACGAGCUGUAGAAAAACAUGUAAGAGAAAAUAAGGAAUUCUUAUAUGUCAUAAACAACAGAUAUUUUGAGGAGAAAUGGGACAUCGACACACAUCUACCGAGGGACACAGAAAAGAUUACCUAUGACACCUGUUUCUUCCACGGUGCCUCUGGCUCUCCAGUCUUCAAUGAGUACUGCCAGCUGAUCGCUAUGCAUACAGCAGGCUACUCCUACCAGGGUAAAAGAGGGAAAACCCAGAGUGUCAUAGAGUAUGCCAUUCCGCUGUCAGGCAUACUUGAGGAGAUCAUCAUUCAAGCGGUGCGUAGGAAAAGGGUUGAUGUGCUACAGGGAUUCCUGAGCCAGAGGAGUAUGAAAUUAGACGUAGUGAUGGAAAGAGUCAAGGCACAGUCUGAUAAUGCCAGCCUGGUCAAGGCAUUUCAGGAGAAGCUGCCGGUCAACAGUAACUCUUCGGCUACAGAUCAGGGAACCUUCCACCAGUUCCUCUUUGAUAAAGCCACAGGGGUCGACGUCACAGGGGUCGACGUCACAGGGGUCGAAGCCAUGGAGGUGGAUGAUAUCUAUGACAAUUGAAAAAAAUGCCCAGUUGUCAUAUUUAAGUAAAAUAAAAAAAAGAUACAUAAAUUAUAUAUAAUAUAGAAAGUUACUCAAAAGGUGAAUGUCACCCAGGAAAAUAGUACUGAAGUCUAAAAAGAUUUGAUUCUAAAUGUACUUUAGUAUCAAAAGUAAAAGUGUAAAUCAUCUCAAAUUUCUUACGUUAAGCAAAGCAGACGGCACCAUUUUCUUGUUUUGAAAAUGUAUGGAUCGCCAGGGGCACACUCCAACACUCAGACAACAUUUACAAACGAUGCAUUUGUGUUUAGUGAGUCCUCCAGAGCAGAGGCUAAAAGGGACCAGGGAUGUUCUCUGUUUAGUGAGUUCACCAGAUCAGAGGCAGUAGAGAUGACCAGGGAUGUUCUCUGUUUAGUGAGUUCACCAGAUCAGAGGCAGUAGGGAUGACCAGGGAUGUUCUCUGUUUAGUGAGUCCUUCAGAUCAGAGCCAGUAGGGAUGACCAGGGAUUUCUCUGUUUAGUGAGUCCUCCAGAUCAGAGGCAGUAGUGAUGACCAGGGAUGUUUUCCUGAAUUUGACUAUUUUCCUGUCAAAAUGUAAUGAGUACUUUUGUGUGUCAGGGAAAAUGUAUGGAGUAAAAAGUACAUAGUUUUCUUUAGGAAUGUAGUGAAGUAAAAUUCAAAGUCUAAACUGUAUCAUUAUGUUUUCAUAUAUUAAUUAGUUUAUUUCAUGAUUACAUUCCUCAAUACAGACCUGUUCUUAGGCAGAUCAUGAUUACAUUCCUCAAUACAGACCUGUUCUUAAGCAGAUCAUGAUUACAUUCCUCAAUACAGACCUGUUCUUAGGCAGAUCAUGAUUACAUUCCUCAAUACAGACCUGUUCUUAGGCAGAUCAUGAUUACAUUCCUCAAUACAGACCUGUUCUUAGGCAGAUCAUGAUUACAUUCCUCAAUACAGACCUGUUCUUAGGCAGAUCAUGAUUACAUUCCUCAAUACAGACCUGUUCUUAGGCAGAUCAUGAUUACAUUCCUCAAUACAGACCUGUUCUUAGGCAGAUCAUGAUUACAUUCCUCAAUACAGACCUGUUCUUAGGCAGAUCAUGAUUACAUUCCUCAAUACAGACCUGUUCUUAGGCAGAUCAUGAUUACAUUCCUCAAUACAGACCUGUUCUUAGGCAGAUCAUGAUUACAUUCCUCAAUACAGACCUGUUCUUAGGCAGAUCAUGAUUACAUUCCUCAAUACAGACCUGUUCUUAGGCAGAUCAUGAUUACAUUCCUCAAUACAGACCUGUUCUUAGGCAGAUCAUGAUUACAUUCCUCAAUACAGACCUGUUCUUAGGCAGAUCAUGAUUACAUUCCUCAAUACAGACCUGUUCUUAGGCAGAUCAUGAUUACAUUCCUCAAUACAGACCUGUUCUUAGGCUUCUACUAUUGAGUCAAAUAAACCUGAGAUCUUUCCAUGGGAAUUGUAGUUUAACAUACGCUAGUCUGACAUGAUUGUAUUGUUUUCUGCCAAGGAGACGUACUGUAACCAUUGUUUGUUUUAAUCUUCAAUAUAAAAGCCCAGGAGAAGCUUUUCUACUGUA
Molecule: messenger RNA, 4072 nt
Organism: Oncorhynchus kisutch (coho salmon)
Lineage: Eukaryota; Metazoa; Chordata; Actinopteri; Salmoniformes; Salmonidae
Product: protein FAM111A
Exons: 4
Coding region: 331-2511 (726 amino acids)
Biological process (GO): DNA replication
Cellular component (GO): chromatin; nucleus
Source: RefSeq, a predicted model, not a curated record